GCAAGAUGAGGCCCGUCUUUUGUGGAAACUUUGAGUAUGAUGCACGCGAGAGUGAACUGGAACGUCUUUUCAGAAGAUAUGGCAAGGUUGAGAGAGUGGAUAUGAAAACCGGUAAGUCUUGCUCUUUUGCUCUGGCUUUCUUGUACUUUACCUACCUUGUUUGACUUGGAUGAACGUGCAACCUCAAGUCUUUUAAUCCACGACAAUGUGAUGAACGAGCGCAAGUCAAAUGUAUGUUACAAACUUCACUCCGGUUGUUCCGCGUGAAGGCUCUGAAAGCUCUUCCUUUGGAACGAUGUUCUUGGCAUCUUACCUAAGCAUAGAGGAACUGUCCAUGGUUCAUGACAUUGGCCCUUCAACCGAUAGCACCUGCCUGGACAUGUGAAGCAGCCUGCUGGAUGUUCAGAAAAUGUCUCAGAAGAGAAAAAUCGUAUAAAUUUUUAGCGUAAAUCUGCGGUACUCAACAUUUUCUUUGGCGCAGGAUGUUUCUUGGAAAGUCCAUACCCCACCCGGCCAUGGAUGGACAAUAUGGAAAUCCAUUUCCUGCCAAUGGGGAGCUUCAUGCCCUUUGUCCGAAAAAAAAGAGUCACCCAUCCACGAUGGCUCUAUCAUUCCGUUUUACCGACUUUAUUGCAUUUCAUUCGUCAUGGACUUUGCACUCUUGGCCAUGUCUCUCGGUAGAAACAUACCUCUCCUCACCUCACCACGAGGCAGCAGUUUAAAUGUGGCAAAGACACUAUUUCCAUUGACAUUCCAUGAGACCUCCACGUUUUCAGUUGUUGUUGCUUGACAUAUUAAUACCAUAAUUCAAGGUCUGUAACUGCUUCACUGGUCACUUAGUUCGUAGAGUUUUUAAGUCGUAGGAAGGUUUUCUUAAAUUCUUCUCCGAGUAGGUAAUGACGUCAUUUGAUGCUCUGCUGAAGGAGGGAGACAAUCUUUGCGUUGGAAAUUCCUUUUGCUGGAAGUUCUUAACUCGGUUUACGUUCAUCAUUGUUUAUGUAUUCAUAUUUCUGUUUUAUUUGCUCUGCUCAGGAUUUGCUUUCAUCUAUAUGGAAGACAAACGAGAUGCUGAAGAUGCAAUCCGGGCACUUGAUCGCAUUGAAUUUGGUCGUAAGGGACGUAGACUCCGUGUCGAGUGGACAAAGAAUGAACGUGGAGGUUCUAGACGAUCUGGCGGUUCAAGAAGAUCUUCAUCGGGCACGAGACCUUCGAAAACGCUCUUUGUGAUCAACUUUGAUGCGGAGAGAACUAGGACCCGGGACUUGGAGAGACACUUUGAGCCAUAUGGCAAAAUUGCUAAUGUCAGAAUCAGAAGGAAUUUUGCAUUUAUACAAUAUGAGUCGCAAGAGGAUGCCACCAGGGCCCUGGAUGCUACAAAUAUGAGUAAACUGAUGGAUAAGGAGAUAUCAGUGGAGUAUGCUGUGAAUGAUGGUGAUGUAAGAGGAAGCGGAUACAGCCCUGAAAGGCGGCGUGAUAGGUCACCCGACAGGAGAAGACGGUCUCCUAGUCCCUACAGGAGAGAAAGAGGCAGCCCCGACUAUGGAAGAGGGUCUAGUCCCGGUCCAUACAGGAAGGAAAGGGGAAGUCCUGAUUAUGGCCUGAGUCCUCACAAGAGAGGCAGGCCUGGUUCUGACAACCGGCGCAGAGGCAGUGAAAGCCCUCGGAGGAGGGAAAGGGCCCGAAGCCCCGAGAAUGGCGGUGGGCGUGAAUACAGCCGCAGUCCCUACAAGAGGGAGAAGAAGCUCAGCCCCGAGAAGGGUGAUGCCAGGGACCACAGCCCAUAUGGAAGCAGAAGCCCGAAUGGGAGGGAGAGGUCGAGCCCCGAGAAUGGUCAGGUGGAAAGCCCUGGCUCGGCCCGUGAAUUUGAUGGUGGGGAAAACGCUAACCGCGAGAGGUACAGCAGGUCUCCAGCUGACGAAUGAUUCAAGUGAGUGAAUGAAGAGAUUCGGAAGCGUAGAUGAUGAAGUUGGAAUUGGAAGUGAGGUGUAUUUCUAGUUGUGGGACUCUCUCUCUCUCUCUCUCUCUCUCUCUCUCUCUCUCUCUCUGUGUGCGUCUGUGGGUAGUUUGGUUUCAUCCAAUGUUAAGUUACUGUCUUAAUAUUAUGCUUUUAGUGACUCCUCUCUGUUUUGAACGCUUAUUUAUGCGGAUCGAUGUUAUUUAUAUAUAAAAAUAUGUUAACUUU
Tarenaya hassleriana is the source of this 2182-nucleotide messenger RNA. Its product is annotated as serine/arginine-rich splicing factor RS41. The record is from RefSeq and is a predicted model, not a curated record. Gene Ontology annotation, biological process: mRNA splicing, via spliceosome. Gene Ontology annotation, cellular component: nuclear speck. The coding region runs from base 897 to 1922 and encodes 341 amino acids. The transcript has 4 exons. NCBI's taxonomy places the organism in Eukaryota, Viridiplantae, Streptophyta, Magnoliopsida, Brassicales, Cleomaceae. Gene Ontology annotation, molecular function: RNA binding.